CCAUGAUUUCUCGUUUCUGCUCCUCGUUUAUCAACUGAAUUUCAAAGUGCCAUCGCUAAGCAAUCCCACCAGUUUUUGCCUUUUGAGCAUUAAUUUUCAUUUGAUAUCUUGAUAAAGUUGUUCACAACAACAUCAACAUGGAUGACAAGGCUCUCGGUUCUUUUGGAGACUUGGAGCUUGCCGAUCAGGCCGGAAGCGCAAGUCCAAUUCCAGAUGUUGGCGGCAAUUGGUCCAACAUGACCAGAGACGAAAGAGAGAUGGCAUUCUAUGGCAAAAAGGAACAACUGAAGCGGAGAUUCGGCUUCCUAUCCAUUACCGGAUUCAUUUGCAGUCUGCUAGCAACUUGGGAAAUACUACUUGCUGUCUUCCUAUACGGCUUUGAGAAUGGAGGUCCUGCCGGCCUGGUCUAUGGUUAUAUCUUCUGUUGGGUUGGCACACUCGCGUCGAUGGCUUCAUUGGCAGAGUUGGCUUCGAUGAUGCCUUUAGCAGGUGGGCAAUACCAUUGGGUGUCUAUUUUAGCGCCGCCCAGCACAGCAAAAUUCCUCAGCUUUAUUACAGGUUGGCUUACAGUAAUUGCCUGGGAGUUCGGCCAAGCUUCUGCGGGUUUCCUCGGAGCAACAAUUAUCCAAGGACUAAUCAUCCUCAAUCAGCCCAACUACGUGCCUACUAGAUGGCAAGGCACACUCCUCUAUUAUGCUGUUCUAGCUUUUAUGGUAUUUAUAAACACAUUCCUAGCAAGAUGGCUUCCUAAGGUUGAGGGAGUAUUUCUUACAAUCCAUGUAAUUGGAUUCUUCGCAGUGCUUAUUCCGUUGGUGUAUUUGGGUCCUCAUGGCGAUGCGAAAGAUGUCUUUGCAACUUUUAUCAACGGAGGCGGAUGGAGCACUGACGGGUUGUCAUUUUUCGUUGGGAUUAUUACCAGUGUCUACACUUUCACAGGAGCUGACAGCGCCAACCAUAUGGCUGAAGAGGUCCACAAUGCUACGACAGUUGUUCCUUGGGCCAUAGUCGCAACCAUAAUUGUCAACGGAAUUUUGGGCCUUGCAAUGCUGAUUGCACUCUUAUUUUGCCUUGGGAAUACUGACGCUGCCCUGAAUACUCCCACCGGAAUACCCUUCAUCGAGAUCUUUGCCCAGGCGACAAGUAGCAAUACGGGUGCCACGGUCAUGGCGAGCCUGAUUCUCUUCCUAGUGGCUGCUGGGUCAAGCGGCACUAUGGCCACUGCUUCUCGUCUUCUGUGGUCAUUGGCUAGAGACAAUGGCGUCCCAUUCAGUGGAUAUAUCAAGCGUGUCCAUCCUUCAACACGUCUCCCCAUAUUCGCAGUUCUUGUCUCCGCUGGCAUUGCCUUUCUUCUCGCUCUCAUCAACAUUGGAAGCACAGCUGCUUUCAAUGCAAUCGUGAGCGUCGCCGUGGCAGGCUUUAUGGCAUCCUACACUGUACCCGUCGCUCUCAUACUUUACAAACGACUUCGAAAUGAUCCAGUCAAGGACAAACUCAACUGGGGCCCUUGGUGUAUGGGGCCAAUCUUUGGACCAAUUGUCAAUGCAGUCGGUUUGAUAUACAGUAUCAUUGCAUUGUUCUUUAGUUUUUUUCCGUCUACGGUAACGGUUACGGCCACAACCAUGAAUUGGAGUUGUGCUCUUUUUGGAGGUUCGGUGAUUUUCAGUAUUGUGUACUACAUGGUAUAUGGAAGACACACAUAUAAGUGGCCAGUUGUGGAUACUAUCAGGAGAAAUCAAUAAAUAUAGACAGUGCAGCGAGGCGUUGGUCUGAUAAAAAUGAAACAAUAUGUGAGAGUAUCGCACACUCCUAAAAGCUGCAGAUAAAAAUAACAGACUGACUUCC
This is a messenger RNA of Mollisia scopiformis, 1842 nucleotides long. Its product is annotated as amino acid transporter. Gene Ontology annotation, molecular function: transmembrane transporter activity. Gene Ontology annotation, biological process: transmembrane transport. The record is from RefSeq and is a predicted model, not a curated record. Bases 138 to 1739 code for a protein of 533 amino acids. Gene Ontology annotation, cellular component: membrane. The transcript has 10 exons. Lineage: Eukaryota; Fungi; Ascomycota; Leotiomycetes; Helotiales; Mollisiaceae.